CUGCUGAUCCAGGCCAUGCACGACCUGCCCCCUGACUCGGGCGCGCGGCGGGGCGGCCGGGGCUGGGCGGACCGCGGCUGCCCUGCUGGAGCCCGGGCUCCGCGCCAGCAGCCUUCCCCCCGCGGCGCGGCGGACCGCCGAGCCUGCCCCCUAGGCUGGGAGCGGGGAGGCGGCGGCUGUCUUUGGCAGCAGGUGUCCCCGCCCAGGUCGCCUUGGAGGGAGUCGGGGGGAGGCCGCCGGCGGACUUCUCGGAUGCGGCUGCCUUACAGCAGAAGCCUCGACAGCCUCCGACAGGGUGCCAAGCCGCCUCCGCUGCAGCGGUGGGUGAGCGACAGCUGGAUCAGGUGCGGCCCGCGGGAGGAUCUGGACGAGCCCCCGCCACGUGGAGGCAGGAUGGACGGCUGGAGCGGAGGCAGCGCGGGGGCCACGGCGCCCUCCGGCCUCCUGCCUCCCAGCUCCGAGGACCCAGGCUGCUCCUCCAGAAGCUCAUUCGGGGAUCCUGCGGGGACCCCUGUGAUACGCAGCUGCAAAGGAGACGGCCAGGAGGGGCUCCCCUUCCUCAAGCCUCCCGCGGUGACAGUCAAGAAGCUGCAGAAGUGGAUGUACAAAGGACGGCUGCUGUCCCUGGGGAUGAAGGGUCGCGCCCGGGAGACACCCCCCAAAGUCACGGGAGAGCAGGCAACCUCUCCCAGUCUGGCCGCUUUGAAAAUGCGUGAAAACCAGGUGCUCUCCGUUGCUCCAGAUCAAAGAAUUACGCUGACAGAUUUAUUUGAAAAUGUGUAUGGGUCUUCAAUGCAGAGAAGAGAACUUGAAGACCUGAAGGAUAAUAUUGGAUUCAGAAGUCAUAAACCGCUUAAUAGCAUCACUGUGUCAAAGAAGCGCAAUUGGCUGUAUCAGAGUACUCUGAGAUCUUUUAAUUUGGAAGAAGAAAAUAAGAAAUGCCAAGAUCUAAGUCACUUAUCCAUCCCACGUGUCUCUCUUCCUAAACAUCAGCUAUCACAACCACUCCUAAAGUCAUCUGAAGAAUAUUGUACAUAUGUUGUGUGUAAUUCUACAAAUUCUUCAUUAUCAAGAAAUUGUCCUGUAGACUUUAAUGAGGAAAAUGAUGCUGAUGAUGAAGGAGAAAUAUGGUACAACCCUAUUCCUGAAGAUGAUGAAUAUGCUUUGAGUUUUGGUGAAGCUAACUCUACUGUUCUCAAGUUUCCUGCUGUCAGCUUGAGAGUAUUGUCUGGUGGUGACCUAGUGAAAGGAGAGCAUCAUACUGAAGACUUGGUUUGUUUUUCUGAACAUACUGGUGAUGUUCAGAACACACAGUCAAAUGAAAUGAAUCCUAUAGAUUCCAUACAUUCCACAGAGCUUGUACAACAGUAUAAGCAGAGGCUUGGACCCAAGACACAAGAAGGCACAAUGGAGAGCAGUCCUAUGUUGAAAUCUCCUUUUGCAGGUCCUGGGAUCCUAGCUGCUACAAAUAAGAAUGAAUUGGGACUUAUAGAAUCAUCUUCUCCAAGCCCUAGCCCUGUGAAAAAAGGGAGUUCAAUUAAUUGGUCUUUCCCAGAUAAAAUAAAAUCUCCACGAACUGUGAGGAAACUUUCCAUGAAAAUGAAAAGGUUGCCAGAACUUAGCCGAAAACUGAGCGUUAAAGGAACUGUGAAUUAUGUAAAUAGUUCAGAGAACACUCCUUCCUUAUCUAAAUGUAACUGUCAAGAAAUUCAUCAUACGGUUAUUCUACCUUCUGGGAACACAACCACAGCUGCUAAGAGGAAUGUUAUAAGUCGGUACCAUCUUGAUACCAGUGUAUCUUCUCAGCACAGCUACCAGAAGAAAACCUCUGUGAGUUCUAAGUAUUCCUGCAAAGGUGGUUACCUCAGUGAUGGAGAUUCACCUGAACUUGUAGCUAAAUCUAGCAAACAUGGACCUGAAAACAAAUUUGGAAAGGCAAAAGAAGUAAUUCCAAAUAGUUGUAGCAAGAAUGAAAUAGACAUUGAUGCUUUUAGACAUUAUAGUUUUUCUGAUCAGCCUAAGUGUUCCCAGUAUAUAUCUGGGCUUAUGAGUGUGCAUUUCUAUGGUGCUGAAGACUUAAAACCACCCCGAAUAGAUUCAAAAGAUGUAUUUUGUGCAAUUCAAGUAGACUCAGUAAACAAAGCAAGAACAGCUUUGCUCACAUGCCGGACAACAUUUUUAGACAUGGAUCACACUUUCAACAUAGAAAUUGAAAAUGCACAGCAUUUGAAAUUAGUAGUAUUCAGCUGGGAACCCACUCCAAGGAAAAAUCGAGUGUGUUGUCAUGGAACCGUUGUUCUGCCCACCUUAUUCAGAGUGACAAAGACCCACCAGCUGGCUGUCAAACUUGAACCUAGAGGUCUUAUUUAUGUGAAAGUCACUCUUCUGGAACAGUGGGAGAAUUCUCUUCAUGGACUAGAUAUAAAUCGGGAACCAGUGAUAUUUGGUGUUGAUAUUAGAAAAGUUGUAGAGAAAGAAAAUAUAGGAUUGAUGGUGCCACUCCUGAUACAGAAAUGUAUUAUGGAAAUUGAAAAGAGGGGCUGUCAGGUGGUAGGUCUGUACCGAUUAUGUGGUUCAGCAGCAGUCAAAAAAGAACUUCGAGAAGCUUUUGAGAAGGAUAGCAAAGCUGUUGGUCUGUGUGAAAACCAGUAUCCAGACAUAAAUGUAAUAACAGGUGUUCUUAAAGAUUAUUUGAGAGAACUACCUUCUCCUCUGAUAACAAAGCAACUUUAUGAAGCUGUAUUAGAUGCAAUGGCAAAAAGUCCUUUGAAAAUGUCAUCAAAUGGUUGUGAGAAUGACCCCAGUGACUCUAAGUACACUGUUGACCUGUUGGAUUGUCUGCCUGAUAUUGAGAAGGCAACCCUAAAGAUGUUAUUGAAUCAUUUGAAAUUGGUGGCUUCUUAUCAUGAAGUGAAUAAGAUGACUUGCCAGAAUUUGGCUGUGUGCUUUGGACCAGUAUUAUUAAGUCAGAGACAAGAGACUUCCACUCACAACAACAGAGUCUUUACUGAUUCAGAAGAACUUGCAAGUGCUUUGGAUUUUAAAAAACACAUUGAAGUCCUUCAUUACUUACUUCAGCUCUGGCCAGUGCAAUGCGUUUCUGUCAAAGAAUCAACAGACAAUUUGUUCCCAGAGCAGAAGUCUUCUCUAAAUUAUUUGAGGCAAAAGAAGGAUCGACCCUACUUGUUAAAUUUGAGCGGUACCGAAUCAUCAAGUGUUCUUAGACCAAGGCAAACCAGAUUAGACAGUCCACUGAGCAAUCGUUAUGCAGGAGACUGGAGCAGCUGUGGAGAAAACUACUUUUUAAAUACUACAAAGGAAAAUUUAAAUGAUGUGGAUUAUGAUGAUGUACCUUCAGAAGAUGGAGAAAAUUGUAGCAAAAUGUAUGGACCAGAUAUAAUGAUAGAACAGCCAAUUCCCAUGUCUAAAGAGUGCACAUUUCAGACGUAUUUGACAAUGCAGACAAUUGAGUCUACCGUGGAUCGCAAAGUUAAUCUCAGAGAUCUUCAAGAGAGUAUUGAUACUUUGAUUGGAAAUCUAGAACGUGAGCUCAACAAAAACAAGCUUAAUAUGAGUGUUUGAGAUUAAGAAUCUUUAUUUGCUUACUUAUAGUGACUUAAGUAAGUCAAUUUCUUACACCUCUCACAGUGUGUUUUUGUUGUUUUAAAAUCUUCAACUAAUUUCUAACAGACUCGUGUAAUUCAAUUAAAAAUACUAGCCUAAUAUAAUUUUUACUUACAAGGAAAUUUUUUCUGAGGGUAAGGAUAAUUUGGACUUUUUGUGGAUAUUUAAUAAGUCUUGCCAUUUCUGUAGAGAAAGUUUUUAAAUGCACUUCUAAGGUUUGGAUAACUUAUUAGGCUCUCAAGCUUUUUGUACUUUACAGGAACUGCUCUACUGUAGCGGAACCACCAUGCCUUUUAGAGGAUGGUCCAGUGGUCUGGGCAUCUCUGCCGCAGUCUGUGCCCACGUCUACUGCAACAUCACUUACACUACUGCAGCCACAUUUCAUUUGCAAUGCAAAUGCUGCUAUGAGAAAACUUUUUAUAUAAAGAAAAGUAAAGUUAUACAAAUAUUAAUGUAUUCUGUAUUAACAGUAAUUAUUUAAGCUUAUAAAAAUAAAUAUUUUUGUAAUCCUGAAAAUAUGUAUAUAUUUAUAAGUACAUAGAUAUAUAUAGGUUUUAGAAUGCAGGAGGGGUUGACUGCAGAAUCACAUGUAUCUUUAAAGUAUAUGUGUCAUGAGGCCAAAAUGAUAAGCUUAAAAAUAUCUUUUUCAGGGAAAGAACACUUAAGUUAAAGGAGGAGUUAUAAGAAACACUUGAACAAAACUCUAUAAGCAUUGAAUAGAAAUAAUAGACAUUUUUCUGGUUCAUAGGAAAUCUCAAUAUCCCCAGUGAAAAGUCAUCUUUUAAAUUAAAAUCCUCUAGUUUCUUAAGGGAUUAAGUGCCCAGAUUUUUGCACUGGUGAUUUUGAUUAAAUUUUUUUUUCACAUUUUCUAUGCCUUUCUGUAUUCUGCUUUUUAAA
Condylura cristata (star-nosed mole) is the source of this 4521-nucleotide messenger RNA. RefSeq names its product synapse defective 1, Rho GTPase, homolog 2 (C. elegans) (gene SYDE2). Lineage: Eukaryota; Metazoa; Chordata; Mammalia; Eulipotyphla; Talpidae. Gene Ontology annotation, biological process: signal transduction. The transcript is spliced from 7 exons. The coding region runs from base 16 to 3582 and encodes 1188 amino acids. The record is from RefSeq and is a predicted model, not a curated record.